This is a messenger RNA of Bombus terrestris (buff-tailed bumblebee), 1141 nucleotides long. Its product is annotated as ninjurin-A. NCBI's taxonomy places the organism in Eukaryota, Metazoa, Arthropoda, Insecta, Hymenoptera, Apidae. Gene Ontology annotation, biological process: cell adhesion; tissue regeneration. The coding region runs from base 473 to 940 and encodes 155 amino acids. Gene Ontology annotation, cellular component: membrane. The record is from RefSeq and is a predicted model, not a curated record. The transcript is spliced from 3 exons.
UCUCCAAGUUUUCUCUAUUACCGAUGUUGAUCGAUCGAUAAUCCUAUAAUUCUGUCAAAAUUUCAUUAAAAUAUGGAAAAGAAAUUCGUAUAAGGAGAAACUUAUAUUGUAAGAUAUUUCUCACAAGAGCCUGUUUGAACAAAGCAUUCUUCAUUCUCGGCAUUGAUGAUUAAGCGAUCACAAUGUGCAUGCGACGUUGUUAGCUUCGGAUGACAAUCAUUUGUUGACGACUAUUUGAAUCAUAGAACAACAUUCAUUUUAGUUUCAGUAGUAUCCAUAGGAUACUUUGUCACGUUUAUAUUCUCCUUAAUGAAGUCCAAUUUUGACCCAGUAACAUAUCUAUUGGGUUUAAGAAAUAAACGUUAUUUGUGUAUCGACGAGUUAUCUCGGACCAAAGAUUGAAAAUAACAAAGGCAUUGUGUGUUUGAGCGAAGAAAGAAGAGAAAGGUGGAAUUGAUGUAAAAGAGAAGGUAUGGAUGAAAAAGAGAAAGAAAAUAAAUUGGCGGCGGUGGAAGAAGUGGUAGUGAAAGAUGUUAUCUCCGUCGACACGACAGACAAAAAGUCUCAAGCAUACAAACAAUCAAAUACAUAUGCCGCGAAAAAGACUGUAGCACAAGGUAUGAUGGAUGUUGCCCUAAUUACCGCCAAUGCAAAUCAAUUAAGAUACUUGAUUGAAUAUCAACGAGAGAGCUCCACAUUUUUUCUGAUUCUGACUUUAAUCAUUAUCAGUCUCCUUCUUCAGGUGGCCGUAGGCGUCAGUUUGAUUUUCAAAGGUCGAUUUGACAUAAAAGGACAAUCGAAAUCGCUUCAGGCACGAAAAAUUAAUAAUUACGUGGUAAUUGGAGUUUUUCUAAUAACUAUCAUCAACGUAUUUAUUGCUGCGUUUAGUAUAUCUGUUCCUGUUCCUACCACAUUACCGCUGUUAAAAAAUAAUAAUUAACAGUGAUACAUGUAAAGAAGUAUUUUAUAUUGAUCUUUACGAAAACAGAUAGCUCUCUCUUAUUCUUUUAUCUUUGUAUAUGAAUAACUGAUAAUAGGAUAUCUGGAAUUGACAUAUCAAAUGUAUUAAUUUAAAUUUUUGUUAGAGAUAAAUUUCCUUUAUAUUCGAAUGUUCUAUCCUCUAUUAAAAUAUACUUUCUAU